This is a messenger RNA of Heterobilharzia americana, 1414 nucleotides long. The record is from the annotation of a GenBank genome assembly. Lineage: Eukaryota; Metazoa; Platyhelminthes; Trematoda; Strigeidida; Schistosomatidae.
UCACAAUUGGCUAUAGUUUAUGAGGUAUUUCGAAAUGAAGGUCGUUGGGGUCUUCAUGAGUGACGCUAAGAUCCAUAGCAUUGGACUCAGUUCCCUUCUGAAUGCUAAAAGGAAUGAUCUCCGAUUCCAAAAGGUUUUUUUCGUUUUUCUUUGAAGACGUAUGUGCAUAUAGAUUGACCCGCACACAAAUAUCUCAGAACAGGGACAGUUUGAUGCGAUUCUUCACAAAAUACCUGAAUUCUUGCGGUGCGAUAUCAGCAUGUCAGGUCAACAGAAGAUAAAGAAUUUUAUUAACUACAUAGAAACCAACCCCCACGUUAUCUGUAUAGACCCACCACGUUCAAUAAGGCGCAUAUUAACGAGAUUCGAUCAGUUCUGUAUACUACGAAGUCUUCUGGAAAAGUCAGAAAUAAGAAACCGAGUACUCGUACCCAACUUCUGUCUCUUGUCGCGAAAUGACCCUGCCGAAUUACAUGAGGCUGAUAUUUGUUAUCCUAUAGUUUGCAAGUCACUGAUGGCCCAUGGACAAGACAGUGUGCAUAAAAUGGCUGUGGUUUUCAAUGACUUGGGCCUAGAUGAACUAACAUAUCCUUUAUUUGUUCAACAAUUUGUCAAACAUAAUGGAAAAGUAUUGAAAUUGUUCGUGAUUGGUGAUCACACUUGUGUAACUGAAGUACCUUCUAUCAAGAAUCAUGAUAAAUCUGUAGAUAAAUCUCCAAUAUUUUUCCAUUCACACAGUGUAUCAAAAGAUGGGUGUCAGUCUCCUUUAUCCGAGGCAUGCUGCUCACUUUCCAACAAACCAUUGGUUGGGACAUAUGAUGAAUCGCUUUUCAAUCAAUUGGCAGAUGAAAUUCGUAAAACCUUGGAAAUUGACUUAUUCGGUGUAGACUUGAUAUAUGAGACUGAUAAUGCAAAACUCGAUUCUUCAUCAAAGCCAACAAAAUAUGCUAUCAUUGACAUAAAUAUAUUUCCAAGCUAUAAGAACGUAGAUGGAUUUUUAUUCUACUUAGAAAAUUUGAUCAGACGAAAACUCUCCUUGCCUUUACUUUCUAAGUAAACUUAGUCUCUUUUUUAAAGUGAAAUUUCCUUUUGAUUUGCUAAUCUUAACAGUAAUAGAUUAUUAAUUAUCAUUAUUAUUAUUGAUUGUUAUCAGCUUUACACCGGAUGGAUUAUUUUUACGAUUUGUUUUUGUGAUAAUUCUUUUUUUUCUACAGAGUUUUUGCUCGUCCUUAUUGAAAGUUUUUACAAUAAAAUUAGUUUUUGUUAACUUAUUCGCCAACAUGUAUCUAUGUAUUGUAAGAUUCUUGAUUUUUGAUGCACUUUUGUAACUAUACUACUUAAUACUAGUGAAGAGUAGUAUGAUUUUGUAUUCAUAUAUACAUAAAUCGAUUAUAAACGAUUCAAUGAAGCAAAA